AUGGACCACCCGGCGCUGCCCGUGCAGGGCAGCUCCAAGCUCGUUACGCCGCCGGCAAAGCGCCGCAGCACCUAUGAAAGCUUACUCAAUGCGUUUGGGGCUCAGAACACAUCGAGUUCCGUGACUAAAGCCCGCAGGUCCCUUGCCUCAACAGAAUCCAUUGCGCACCCGCCUCAGACGCUCUCCUCGUCGCCCGACCCAUUGCCCAUGCCGCCGCAACCACCGAAUACUGCGAAAUCCAUCGAGCUGGACAGUCCAGCCAGCACUGCAGAUGGGCUCGACGACCCGUCCACCCAGAGUGAGGACUUGACUCCCAGGCGCUCACUCCGCCCACGCCGCAACCUCUCAGAUCUGAACUACACCGACUCGCCCCGCCUCGCACAAAGUUCCGCGAAGAAGGAAAAGGUGAAUCUCGUCAUGUCGGACAUGGUUUCGUCACCGAAGAAUUCACCUAGGCCGAAGAUCAAUGCCAGCGCGCGGGCCCAGAUCCGUGCAGACAUCGAAUCGAACACCAAAGUGAAGCGAGACGCUUUCCUCUACCGUCACAACGAGUAUUUUCUCCCCCUGCUCCCCGACGGCAGCUACAUUGCGAAGCUCAGCAAAAUCAAACAUGGAGCCUUCGUGCCUUACUGCGAGCUGGACAAACAGCCCCAAGGCAUCACAGCAACCUUGAAACCCUACCAGUUGAGCGGCCUCUCGUUCUUGGCUCACAUGUACGACAAUGGUAUGCCUUGCAUGUUGGGAGAUGAAAUGGGUCUCGGUAAGACUUUACAGACCUUGUCCCUCUUUCAGCUUCUCGAAGAAAGAAAGACCAGUCACUACGCUCAAAACCGGCCGUAUCUUGUUGUAUGCCCCUUGAGUGUUGUGAACUCCUGGGUCAAUGAGGCGACCCGAUGGACACCCGAGCUCAAGGUCCUUCGCUUCCACGGACCCAAGGCCGAGCGCGACGCGCUGAAGAAAGUGGCCACUGGCCAGAGGGAUAGGUAUGGCCAGGAGACCAAUCGGUCCAAGAGACGGAGGGGUGACCGUCGUCGCGGUUCGAACAAGAUCAUCAACUUGGAUGAUGACGAAGAUGACGAUGCCUACAAGAUCGUCAUCACUUCCUAUGAGACUUUCGUGUCUGAGCAAACUUGGUUCAAGGCUGCCUUCGUUUGGCGGUACAUUGUUCUCGACGAAGGUCAUCGCGUCAAGAACAGCAAGGCCAACGUCUCCCACGCCCUCCAGGGUCUUCGCGCCGAAUAUCGCUUGAUCCUCACCGGAACUCCGCUCCAAAACGAUAUGCAGGAAAUGUGGUCCCUGCUCCACUGGCUGUUGCCGGAUGUCUUCACCACCAAGACCGCUGAGCUGUUCAAAAACUCGUUUGACCUUAGUCGCGGCCAGAUUGACACUUCCGUCAUGGAUCACGCACGCCGACUUCUCGAGCUGUUGAUGCUCCGAAGGAUGAAAACGAGCCCCGGAGUUGACCUGAAUCUGCCUCCGAAAGAGGAAGUUCUGCUCUACGUUCCUCUCACGCCGUUACAAAGAUUCUGGUACCUCCGAUUACUGACUCGCUCUGGCGAGGCUCUCUUGACCGACAUCUUCGCCAAAGCCAAGGACAAGGAGCAGAAGGCUCUGCAACAGGAUCUUACCGAAGAGAAAAAGUUGAAGAUGUUGGAAGAGACUGAGAAGAUGGCCAGUGAGACACCGGCGGGGUCGGACGUGUGGGAGGAAACCCGGGAAAUGAUGAUCCAAAGCCUGGCCAACGAACGUCAAGAACAAAAACAGGGCGAUUGGGCCAAACUGAUGAACUUGGUCAUGCAGCUCCGAAAGUGUUGCAGCCAUCCAUAUCUUCUUCCCGGAGUCAUUCCAGACCCGUACCCCCCUGGCGACCACGUCAUCCGCGCCUCUGGGAAGUUCAUCGUCCUGGAAAAACUCAUACAGAACCUGAUUUUGGAGCGCGGUAAGAAAGUACUCAUAUUCUCCGGAUUCACAAGUACCCUUGAUCUUUGCGAAGACCUCUUGACCUUGUUGGGUGGAGACGGAGAGUCGUUCCGCUACCUCAGGUUCGACGGAUCCACCGAAAGGGCCCGACGUAAUCUGGAUGUUCGUUUGUUCAACGACAAGUCGACCAACUACAUGGCAAUGAUAGUCUCUACCCGUGCAGGUGGUUUGGGAAUCAACCUCACCGCGGCUACCGAGGCCAUAUUCCUGGACGAGGACUGGAAUCCGCAGGUCACUCUUCAAGCGGAGGCUCGGGCACAUCGCAUCGGACAAACGAAGCCUGUAACCAUUUACAAGCUGUGCACACAGGGAACGGUGGAAGAACAAAUGAUGGGCAGGAUUCGUAAGAAGUUGUACCUUUCAGCGAAGAUAACCGAGUCGAUGAAGAGCGUCUACGGAAGUCCAAGUACGAAGAGAAAGCGCGGCAGACCGAGUGAAGAGGAUAAGCCGCAUCUCAACGUGUCGCAGCUCAAGACGCUUAUCCGCCGCGGCGCUCAAACGCUGAGCCACCCAGAAAUCGAUGUCACCGAAAUGUUGUCUUGGGAUCUGGAAACCAUCUUGGAAAAGUGCUGCGAUAAGCCCAGCAGCGAUAAGCCCAGCGAUUCGGCAGUUGGUGAAGACCGCAACGUUGAUGAACAGACAUGGCUGUCAUCCAUGGAAAAGGUCGAGACGGCAGUUUUCGACGGCCGCCGUAUCCAACGCAAUUCCGAUGCCGACCACUUCAGCGUGCAGACGGAUCUGGUCAGGAACGAUCGCCGGAAGGGAAAGGAAACGACCGUGAUGGUUGGCGGCUUUGCGGUCAACAAGCAAAGCAUGGCUUGUGGCGAAUGGGAAGCGAUGCCGACGUUGGCCGGCAAGGAUCCGCGGCUGGCAGAGCCCGUCCGGGCGAAGAGGAAACCCGUGGUCAACCAAGACGUAAGAAACCUCCCCAAUGCCGAUGUAUUCCUCGCCGUCGACGAGAGUUCCACUGACACGCCACAGCACUGCCAAGCCUGCUGGGACGGCGGAAAAAUCUGGCUGUGCUCUUUCUGCCCCCGCAGUUACCACGAAGGCUGCCUGACCGAUGAGCAGAAGCGCGUCGUCGGUAUCGGCUCGCAAUUCUCCUGCCCGCAGCACGGCUGCGCCGACUGCGCGAAGCGGGCGUCCGAGGCCGGCGGCAUGCUCUACCGCUGCCGCUUCUGCCCGCUGGCUUUCUGCGAAGACUGCCUCGACUUCGAUCGCGCGCAGCUCAUCGGCGACGUCGUGCCCGAGUUCGAGCUGCUCGGUGUUGGAGAAGUCAGGCAGGCCUACUACGUCAGGUGCCACGUCUGCGCUGAUACCUUCAAGGAGGAGCCCGAGAUGAAGGACUUUUACGAGGGAGAGGCGAGGGGCUAUGAGCAGCAGUGGGAGGAAUGGAAGGAGAUGAAAAGGGCGAAGAGGACGAAGAGGGUCAAGAGGAAGGACUCUGGGAUUCAGAGUGACGUUGAAACCAAGAAAGAGGACGUCAACAGUGAGUAUGAUUGGGAUCCGGAGUAUGUCUGA
Diplodia corticola is the source of this 3501-nucleotide messenger RNA. RefSeq names its product iswi chromatin-remodeling complex atpase isw2. The coding region runs from base 1 to 3501 and encodes 1166 amino acids. Gene Ontology annotation, biological process: positive regulation of transcription by RNA polymerase II. The transcript has a single exon. The record is from RefSeq and is a predicted model, not a curated record. Gene Ontology annotation, cellular component: nucleus. Lineage: Eukaryota; Fungi; Ascomycota; Dothideomycetes; Botryosphaeriales; Botryosphaeriaceae. Gene Ontology annotation, molecular function: ATP binding; DNA binding; ATP-dependent chromatin remodeler activity.